Messenger RNA from Oncorhynchus keta (chum salmon), 1769 nucleotides. Its product is annotated as putative nuclease HARBI1. The coding region runs from base 1002 to 1484 and encodes 160 amino acids. The transcript has 2 exons. The record is from RefSeq and is a predicted model, not a curated record. Lineage: Eukaryota; Metazoa; Chordata; Actinopteri; Salmoniformes; Salmonidae.
GUUGCACAAAAGUAGAAUUAAGACAUCCGGGAUAAAUGACUGAGCUGAGCUCAAUGAAGCCAAAACAUGUGCGUCCAGGCUUAAUUGGUUGCACAAAGACCAAGCCAGGAUGAGCAGACACGGAUUCAUUAAACCGGGUGAAACCAAUCCUGGAUAGGUGCGCGCUCACGGCUCACUCAAAUAGACCCCGCCACAGAUCACAGAUUAACUGAUUUACCAUGGCAACUAGAGCCGCGUACUUUUCCCCGUCGGAAGCACAAAUCCUCAUGGAGGCAUACGAGGAGGUAAAAGAUAUAAUUAAGAAGAAAGGCAACACCGCCACAGUGAUAAAGCAAAGAGAAAAAGCGUGGCAAAAUAUUGCAGACCGCCUGAAUGCGUAAGUAGUGCACAAUUACACACUCACCGCUCCGCUGAAACAUCACAAUUACAAUUCAAAUAUUUAAUUCACAUCUCCAAAAACGCAGUUGUACUGUAAUUAUGAAACGGUUAAAUUUUUUAAUUGAAAUGCACUGCAGAUAUGAGUGAAAUUGUGUAAAGUAAGUCCAUCACACUGUAUAAAGCUAUGAUAAAUUAUUAUUAAAGCCUUACAUUAUUAUUUAACGUUACUACGCUCAGUACGGUUUAAUCUUAGCCGUUGUACUCUGCUUCUUAUGUUGUCCACCGUUUUUUGUGUUUCUCCUGCUUUCAUUAAUGUAAAGCUGCUUUGACAGAAUGAAACAAUUGUGAAAAGUGCUAUAUAAAUAAAAUUUAAUUGAAUAAAUAGAUGAGCUAUAAUAAUCACUUUAAUUUAUAUAGCGCCUUUCAAAGGACCCAAGGUCGGUUGCUCACUGCACUGCAAAAAUGUCUUUCUUACUUAGUAUUUUUGUCUUGUUUUCAGUAAAAAAAAAAAUAUCUAAACAUCUUGAAUAUUUUCUUGAGCAAAAUUACCUAGGAAAAUAAGCAAAAAAAUCUGCCAGUGAUGUGCAUUGAUUGGUGUAAUAUUCCUCAUCUUAUGAUUUCAGAUGGUCUGCAAUGCUGACUGUGUGAUCAGCAAUGUUGUGGCAAAAUGGCCUGGCUCAGUCCAUGACUCCAGAAUCUUUCGGGCCUCUGAAAUCUAUCAGUGCCUAUCACAAGGUGAAUUCUCUGGUGUGUUGCUGGGAGACAGGGGGUAUGGCUGCCAGCCUUUUCUCCUGACACCUUUCACAGACCCCCAGGAAGCACAGCAGGCCUACAACCAUGCCCAUGCCAGGACCAGGGCCAGAGUUGAAAUGACCUUUGGCCUCCUGAAGGCACGCUUUCACUGCCUUCACAAAUUAAGGGUCAGCCCUGUUAGGGCAUGUGAUAUUACUGUGGCUUGUGCUGUCCUCCACAAUGUGGCCUGCCUGAGGAAGGAGAGGGCCCCCAGAGUGCCACCAGCCAUGGACUGGGACAAUCCGGCAAUCUUCCCUGAUGACGACAGUGGUCGGCUGCUGAGGGACCAAUAUGUGUUGAAUUAUUUUAGUUAGUAUGUGUGCUUUCAAUUUUGGUUAAAUAUGUCCUGCGGUGGCAGAGGAAUUUUAGUUUUUUUGGGUUCGUUUUUUUACGAAUUUGGCCUCUUAUGAUGUUUGUGCGGUAUACUGUGUGUAAUACAAGGCUGCAGGGAGGCUACUGCAUCCAUUCAUUUGUCUGUUCAGUUGAUGUGUAUGGAUUUGUCCUGCAUUUAUUUUAGUGUGCAGACAUGCAGGGUGUGUUAUAUACAGACCUUUGAAUGUGUAUGUAUCAUUUUGUAUAAUAUGCUUGGAUUCUGUGCU